Messenger RNA from Verticillium nonalfalfae, 1665 nucleotides. RefSeq lists its product as uncharacterized. Gene Ontology annotation, molecular function: DNA binding. Gene Ontology annotation, cellular component: RNA polymerase III complex. The transcript has 2 exons. The coding region runs from base 1 to 1665 and encodes 554 amino acids. Gene Ontology annotation, biological process: transcription by RNA polymerase III. The record is from RefSeq and is a predicted model, not a curated record. Lineage: Eukaryota; Fungi; Ascomycota; Sordariomycetes; Glomerellales; Plectosphaerellaceae.
AUGGCUCCGGAGGCCAGAGGUCGAGGUCGGCCUCGUGGCCGCGCCGCCGGGGCUGCCACACGAGGUAGAGGCCGUGGCAGGGAGGGCGCCGCAGCCGGAGUCACACCCGCCGAGAACGCAGGCACAGCAGCCGCCGCCGCCGAAGCGACCACGCCAGCAGCAGCACAACAUGCCGCCGUCACCACAGCCCCAACCGACAGCAGCAUGCCCCCGUCGAUCCGCGGCGAGGCGGUCGCGAAACCCACGCGAGGACCGCUAGCCGGGCGCCGACCGCGCAACAUUCGCCGAGACGAGGCGUCGCGCGAUGCCCUGGCGCGGCAGGAGCAGAGCAAGGAGAACGUGCGCGCCAAGGAGGAGGCGCGGAACCAGGCGCGCACGCGCGGCCGCAGCCAGAGGAGUCGAGGCAGCGCCAUGGGCCGCGGCGGUGCCAUGAGCAGAGGCGGCGGUGCCGCGGCCAGCGGCCCGUUUUCUCAGUUUCUCGAGAGUGCUUCCGGUCGAUCGGGCGGUUGGGGCGGCGGAGGCGGCAGUGGAGGAGGCGCCGGGGGGUCAGGCUUUGGCAGCACGGCACGCGGCGUCAAAGGCGAGGGCAAGCCUGGCUUUGGGCCGUCGGGGCUGUACGACGUCGAGGCGCGCAUCAAUGCCGACCGAUUCGCCGGCAUGCCUCCGAACCGCGAACCCGACGCCUCGGAUGAGGCGACCGCCGCCCUCAUCAACGCCGACCCCGGUGCCCGCUGGCCCAUGGGCAUCCUCCGCGUCGAUCGCAAGGAGGAGAAGAAGGCGCUGGCCACGACGGCGGAGCUGGAGGCCGAGGAACACGCCCAAGACGAGGAGAGCUUGUAUGUCGAGGGCGAAGACAGGGCCAGGCCCAACAAGCCGCAGCCGGCGCAGGAGGAUGAUGCCGUGUGGCACGCCGCGCCCAAGGGCGUCACCGACGUCAAGGCAGAAGGGGACGCCGACGUGUCCAUCGAUUUUGACGCGCACGACAAGUCACAGGCCGCCGAACCCAUGGAGAUUGACUCCAAGUCUGUGUCCCCCGUCGGAGAUGGGCCUGCCGAGCGCAAGCCGAAGAAGAAGGCCGCCCUGGACACAGAGACGGAGAUGAUGACAGCCGACAUGAGAAUGUUGCUGAGCGAGCUUGGUCCGGCGGACGACGGAAGCCUGACCCACAACAGGGAUGGUCGCCUGUAUCUGUUCCAGUUCCCACCUGUCCUACCUCCGCUGCACGUCCUUUCCGGUUCGUCCGUGGUCAAGUCGGAAGGGGACGACACGGUCAUGCUAGAGCAGGGUGCCGGGGGCUCGAUUGACCUGACAGGCAGCGACGAGCAGAGGAAGCCCAAGGUCGAGGGCGAAACCAAGGUGUCCGUGUCAGAAAUGGCCGAGGACCUCAAGCAGGGCGGCAUGAUUGGGAAGAUGAAUGUGCGCAAGUCGGGCAAGGUCGAAUUUGAUUGGGGCGGCUGCACCCUCGAGCUUGGUCCGGCCGCUGGCAUGAACUUUUUGACGACGGCUGUCAUCAUCGAAGAGGCGGACGAGAAGGCCAAAAACGCAGAGCAUGGCGGUGAUGCCUACGGCAUGGGCAAGAUCAUGGGCCGCUUCGUCCUGGCACCACGAUGGAGUGAUGAAGAGGAGUGGGUCGUGAACCCUGAAGAUCUCAAGAUCGACGAGUGA